CUAAGCAUGUCGUGUUUUAAAGCGGUGCUAUCAAUUGUAUGUGUGCUCGUGCUGCUCUUUGAGAACUGUGAAGCUGUCGAAGCUUUUGACAAAUCCCCAGAGGACCAAAAGGAAAAAUCAACUAAGUUGCCGCCUUGUAAAUCAUGCACUGUGCUUGUGGAAUCAUUUAAGUUGGGUUUGGAAAAAACAAGUCGCGUCAAGCAUGCCGGUGGUGAUGCGGCUUGGGAAGGGGAAAAACUACGUUCUUAUAAAACCAGUGAAGUGCGUUUGGUCGAGGUUCAAGAGCAGUUUCGAAAAUGUAAGGGUUCUGGCACUCGUAAAGGUAAUGGAAAAUGCGCCUGUGAUGCUGGAUUUACAGGUGAGAAUUGUAAUAAGUGUGCUGAUAACCACUAUGAAGCCUACAAUGAUGGCAAAAAGAUGCUUUGUUCUCCAUGUCACAAAUCUUGCGAUGACAAGGGAUGCACUGGCGCUGGACCAAAAGCUUGUCGUAACUGCAAAGAUGGCUGGAUUAUGGGAAAUGACCCAGUAGGGUGCCAGGAUAUAAAUGAAUGUUUACUUCAAAACCGCCCUUGCCGUCCAAAUCAAUUUUGCGUUAACGACGAGGGAUCAUAUACGUGCUUAGAAUGUGAUCGUUCUUGUGAGGGUUGCGAUGGUGAUGGACCCGAUAUGUGUAGAAAGUGUGCAGCGGGUUUUGCAUUAAAAGAUGGAAAAUGCCAAGACGAAUCUUCAGAGCAACGCGACCAGUUCGUAAACAUAACACGUUUGCUUACCUACUUUGGCCUUUGCAUUGCCACUUGUGUGAUUUUCCAAAGUUCAACACACAUCGCUUACAUUGUCGGCGCAGCAGUAGCCAUUUAUAUAGCAGCAUCCGAAUAUUGGCUAAAUUCGUCAGCAUCGUCAGGAGCAGCUAAACCACAAUUUGAUACAAAGCAAUUAGAAGAUUUAAUUAUGAAAUCACUUUAAUAAUUCAAAUGAAUAAAAAAGUAAAACGAA
Molecule: messenger RNA, 993 nt
Organism: Rhagoletis pomonella (apple maggot)
Lineage: Eukaryota; Metazoa; Arthropoda; Insecta; Diptera; Tephritidae
Product: cysteine-rich with EGF-like domain protein 2-B
Exons: 5
Coding region: 7-963 (318 amino acids)
Molecular function (GO): calcium ion binding
Source: RefSeq, a predicted model, not a curated record